ACCUUGCUGUUCAUCUCACUAUGAUCAUGAAAGUUUCCGCUACGCUCUUCACCGUCGUCUUUGCCAGCGCUGGCAUCGCCAUCGGUGCGCCUCAGCUCCCAAGAGCUACUGGCACCACAUCUGCAGCUGCCGCCACCGGAUCGCAAAUCCGUGCCGUUCAGGAUCCUGUGUUCCACUUCUACCUCCAGAACAAUGUCGGCACCCCCAUGCUUGGCCCCGAGUCCUCCUCCGGGUACUUCACCCUCGGCUCCACCAUCGCCCUCAACUCCGACUCCUCCGCCACCCCCCUCUACCUCAAUGUCAACUCCUCCGUCUCCACCUCCUACCAGCCGCUCACCCUCGACGACACCGCCUCCACGACGGAUUGGGGGUUGGAAGGCGACACAAUUAUCCUGACGAACCCGCGUCAGCUCAACUUCUUGGCGUGCGCGACGGCGGACGCGGCGUUCUAUGAUGUGUAUGUGCAGAAUGGGAACGACACGCCAGGGGGGAGUUGUACGAUGAUUACGCUGCACUUGCCGUGUUUGUGUUGAAGGUGUAUAUUGAGCAGGGACGGUGGGGUGGCCUAGCUGAAUGGAUAGGCGAAUGCGUGUUGUGUAUUCUAGCAGGAAUCUAUGGUGAUCAGGUAGAUGGAUCAGGCUCUCACCGCGCCUGAUUCUUGCUAGUCUAGUCGUGUAUUCAUCCGCGCUCACGGCUGCCUCCCGCCCCCCUUCACCCUUGCAUGCUCCCGCUUGAUCGCCCACUCCACCGCCUCCGCCACGUCCUCCGCAAUAUGCGUCGGCCGGUGCCGCGGCGGGCCCUCCUCGG
Messenger RNA from Schizophyllum commune H4-8, 807 nucleotides. RefSeq lists its product as uncharacterized. Bases 21 to 533 code for a protein of 170 amino acids. The record is from RefSeq and is a predicted model, not a curated record. The transcript has 3 exons. Lineage: Eukaryota; Fungi; Basidiomycota; Agaricomycetes; Agaricales; Schizophyllaceae.